AUGUCUAUUGCUGCUCCCUCAAUCCGUCGACUGCCUCGUUUGGCUUCAUUUCCGAAUCGUUCCUUCCACCUUGCCACCAUUUUAGAGGAUUUUGAGCCCUGUGACUUUCCUAGUCUUAAUCUUGGCACUGAAUCGCUCGCUGGUACUCCAAAAGAUGCAUCUGGAUGGACACUGGCUCCUGUUUCGAGGACGAGAUCCUCGUCAAUCUUGACCAAUGAUGGUCGUAAACUAAAGCGAGCGUCAGUGAAUGCGAGGCAGGCCAGUAUAGAUAGAGACUGCAUGAUAUGCUUUCACCUAGCUCAGCGCCCAUCCAGAACGAAAUGUUGCGGAAAACUGUUUUGCGAAGCCCAUAUACAUGAUUGGCUUGCAGGUUCAUCAAAUCAAUGCCCGUCAUGCUCAGCAUAUUGUCAUCCCGAGACUAUAAUUUCACUGGCGUCUCCUGCAUCUCCCACCGCUCUGACAUCCCAAAUGAACACUGCCAAUACGCGUCCUCAAAAAUAUCCCAUAGACGGGAGGAAGAUUGUCAAAGGGGAAAGUUAUCGAUCCAGAUUCCAUUCUCCUUCACCCUCAUCAUCGUCUUCAAAUUCCUCCGUCGACCCAAAUACGGAUCCAGACGACGAGGAUAAUUCUGUACAAGCUCAAACGGCGCCCCAUGUAGAAUCCUUCCGAAGUUACGUCCUGAAACUCAUACGGAAUUUCUUGGACGAUUCUUCGCUGGGAACGCCCGAAGUUCUCCCUUCUGACAACCACCAGAACGAAUACAAAUCUUCUUCAUCGACCUCAGUCUAUACGUCUUCGCAGUUGGAUACUCAGAUGUUUUUAACCCCGUCGUAUCGGUCCACAGGCUCUGGAGUGGUAGACAAUCAUGAGAUGACAACGGUUGCGCUUGUUGGAAAGGUCGUUGGGAAGGUGCUGAGUAUUGUGGCUUUGAUGCUAGUAUUCUGGAUUUUGGCUUCAUGA
Lentinula edodes (shiitake mushroom) is the source of this 960-nucleotide messenger RNA. RefSeq lists its product as uncharacterized. Gene Ontology annotation, biological process: ubiquitin-dependent protein catabolic process. The transcript has 3 exons. Gene Ontology annotation, cellular component: endoplasmic reticulum. Gene Ontology annotation, molecular function: ubiquitin-like protein conjugating enzyme binding; ubiquitin protein ligase activity. The record is from RefSeq and is a predicted model, not a curated record. Bases 1 to 960 code for a protein of 319 amino acids. Lineage: Eukaryota; Fungi; Basidiomycota; Agaricomycetes; Agaricales; Omphalotaceae.